AUAAUGCAGUCAGAGUGAGGAGAGAAUUCAGCUGAAAACAUGGCCUUCCUCUGGAUCCUGUCCUGCCUCGCCUUCGCCAGUGCAGCCUACGGCUGUGGCAUUCCUGCCAUCACUCCAGUCAUCUCUGGUUACUCCAGAAUUGUGAACGGUGAGGAGGCAGUUCCUCACUCCUGGCCCUGGCAGGUUUCUCUGCAGGACUACACUGGAUUCCACUUCUGUGGCGGCUCCCUGAUCAACGAGUGGUGGGUUGUGACUGCUGCUCACUGCAACGUCAGAACUUCCCACCGUGUGAUCCUGGGAGAGCAUGACCGCUCUUCCAAUGCUGAGUCCAUCCAGACCAUGAGUGUUGGCAAGGUUUUCAAGCACCCCCAGUACAACGGCUUCACCAUCAACAACGACAUCCUCCUGAUCAAGCUCGCCACCCCCGCCCAGAUGAACCCCCGCGUGUCCCCUGUGUGUGUGGCUGCGACCAGCGACAACUUCCCUGGUGGCAUGAAGUGCGUGACCUCUGGAUGGGGCCUGACCAAACACAACGCUCCUGAUACCCCCGCUAAGCUCCAGCAGGCCAGUCUGCCCCUGUUGACCAACGAUGAUUGCAAGCGCUUCUGGGGCUCUCAGAUCUCUGAUGUGAUGAUCUGUGCUGGAGCUUCUGGAGCUUCUUCCUGCAUGGGUGAUUCUGGUGGUCCUCUGGUGUGUCAGAAGUCUGGAGCUUGGACUCUGGUUGGUAUCGUGUCCUGGGGCAGCGGCACCUGCUCCACCUCCAUGCCCGGAGUGUACGCCCGCGUCACCAAGCUCCGCUCCUGGAUGGACCAGACCAUUGCUGCUAACUAAAGCACAGCAAACAUCAUCAAUAAAGAUGCUUUGAUAUAUUUAUA
Messenger RNA from Astyanax mexicanus (Mexican tetra), 875 nucleotides. Its product is annotated as chymotrypsin A. Bases 40 to 831 code for a protein of 263 amino acids. Gene Ontology annotation, molecular function: serine-type endopeptidase activity. The record is from RefSeq and is a predicted model, not a curated record. The transcript is spliced from 7 exons. NCBI's taxonomy places the organism in Eukaryota, Metazoa, Chordata, Actinopteri, Characiformes, Acestrorhamphidae. Gene Ontology annotation, biological process: proteolysis.